Molecule: messenger RNA, 1752 nt
Organism: Dracunculus medinensis (Guinea worm)
Lineage: Eukaryota; Metazoa; Nematoda; Chromadorea; Rhabditida; Dracunculidae
Source: the annotation of a GenBank genome assembly
AUGAUCAAGUGCCGUAUGAAAUGGGUAAUCGCAAUAUUAUUUAUUAUUUGGUCGGCUACACUGAUUUAUUUAGUAUAUUUUAGUUUUUCGGAAUCCGCAUCGUUUUCAAUUCAUGAUAUUAGUGGACGAAAAAAAGCGGAGAAAUUUGUCUCUAUCGAUCCUUCUCUGGCGUUUAAGAUAACAUUGAACGAUGCAAUAAUAUAUCCGAUUUCAAAAGAUUCAGUAGAUUGGCAAGAUUUCGAUCACAAUGAAUAUUUAAAAAAAGGAGCGUUGAAAGCUGGCGAAGAUCGAUAUUCUGCUAAUAAAUUUAAUCAAGCAGCUAGUGAUGCUGUUAGAUGGGAUCGAGAAAUUGCUGAUUCUCGUGAACCAAAAUGUCGCUCUAUCAAUUAUCCAGACUCUUUGCCGGCCACAUCCAUCAUUAUCACUUAUCAUAAUGAAGCACGUUCUACGCUAUUGCGAACUAUAAUUAGUGCGCUUAAUAGGUCUCCACCUGAAUUGCUACAGGAAAUUAUUCUCGUUGAUGAUUUUUCUGCUGACGAUACUAUUGGGAAAGAUCUUACAAAAAUCAAGAAGUUGGUGGUCAUUAGGAACACCAAAAGGGAAGGUUUGAUUCGAUCACGCGUGAAAGGAGCUAGCAUCGCUCGUGCACCUGUAUUAACCUUCCUGGAUAGCCAUUGUGAGUGUAAUGUCAAGUGGCUUGAGCCACUUUUGCAACGAGUUCAAGAAAAUCCAAAAGCAGUCGUUGCACCUGUAAUCGAUGUAAUUAAUCUAGACACUUUUAAUUAUAUUGCUGCAAGCGCUGAUUUGCGAGGAGGUUUUGAGUGGAAUCUUGUUUUCAAAUGGGAAUAUCUUUCUCCAAAAAUGCGCGAUUUCCGUCGUUCGCAUCCAGAUGCACCAAUAAAGUCUCCAGUUAUGGCAGGCGGUCUUUUUAUGAUUGACAAGCAGUGGUUUAUAACUCUGGGGACUUAUGAUGAACAAAUGGACGUAUGGGGUGGAGAAAAUCUCGGCUGUGUGAUUGCUUAUUUUCUAGAAAUGUCUUUUCGUGUUUGGCAGUGUGGAGGAUCAUUGGAAAUAAUCCCAUGCAGCAGAGUUGGGCAUGUUUUUCGAAAGCAGCAUCCCUAUACUUUCCCCGGCGGAAGUGGCAAUGUUUUUCAAAGAAAUACGAGGAGAGCAGCUGAAGUGUGGCUUGAUGAUUAUAAAAAUCUUUAUUUAAAGCAAGUGCCAUCUGCUCGCUACGUCAAUUUCGGAGAUAUUUCUUCUCGCCUUGAGCUGAAGGCUAAGAUGAAGUGCAAAAAUUUCGACUGGUAUCUGAAAGAAGUAUAUCCAGAGCUAAAAGUUCCAAUUCAAGAAGAUGGGAGAUACUUGUCUUUUAAUCAGGGAAAUUAUUGCAUCGAUUCUUUGGGUAGACAAGAUGUGCAUUCUAUAGUUGGCGUUUUUCAAUGUCAUGGAACUGGUGGGAACCAGGAGUGGAUUUAUGUUAUCAAGAGCGGUUAUUUAAAAAAUCCGUUUGUGAAGUUGUGUUUGAACGCUAAUGUUAAUGGAGUUAUUAUAAUGGAUGAUUGCAAAAAAGUGACUGAAAAAUGGACACUUGAUGAAAAGAAUGGUCUAUUGAUGCAGAGUGGUUUAUGUGUAGCUCUUAUACCAAGGUCUAAAUUUAAUGUACAAAAGGAAGAAAUUUUGCUGUCAUUAAUGCCUUGUGAUUUAAGCGAUCGAAGGCAACGCUGGGUUUUCCAGAAUUCGCCAAAAUUUUAG